AACGGUAACUUGAUCGAUUUCGUUCUAAUAAAAACAGUUUACGUAUUUGUGGCUUCGCAAGAAUAAAAAGAAAUAGUUUUGUACACAAUUUUUUUUGUUGAAUUGCUCGAAUAUUCCUUGAAAUAAUAUGAACACACCCGUUUUUGAGGGAUCUAGUACAGAAAACUCAACAAAUGAGGAAACAAUUUGCCAUAUAACUUCUGAAAGCAGAGAUGAAAUCGAAACGCUUUUUAGAGUAUACUGUACAAAGAUAAACGAAAAAGACGAAGAGCAAAAAACUAGAGAGGAUCAAAAUUUAUUAAAAGAACUAAAAAUAAAACUUGAAGAAUUUUCUACUUCCGAGAGUAAAAACAAUGAAUAUUCUCGUCAAUUAAAAGACUUGAUACAACUCGUUACUAAAUUAGAAAUAGAAAAUGACAAAAGAUUCGUUGAAAUAAUCGCAUUAAGGCAAACCUUAGCAAAAAAAGAGGAAAGUUUACAAACUUUAAGCCAGAGUUCUAAACAAAAGACCAGUUGCUUGGAAGCAAUUAAUAGUAAUCUAACAGAAAUUAUAAAACAAAAAGACCAAAAAAUCACAGAAACUAACGCUUUGAACGAGAAGCUAGACGUUUUAAACAAGAAACUGAAAACUGAAAUAAAAGAAAAAAUUACAGAAACUAACCUUUUAAACGAGAAGUUAAACGCAUUAAACGAGAAGCUAAACACUCAAAUAAACGAAAAAAAUCUUGAAAUCAGAAAAAAUGAAAAUGAAAACCUAAUAAAAACAGAAGAAAUAAAUUUACAAAAAAAAGAAAAUGUAGAAAUAGAGAAAACGAAAAUAACAACAGAAAAAAAUUUAACGCAAAAAACAACAUCAAAUGACAGCUUUAAAAAAGAAACUCUUCAUUCUUCAAAAAAUGGAAUUCUUUCAAAACAAAAUAUUAAUAAAAAACCGGAUCUUCCUAAAAAAGAAUCAACAAAACCUGUAAUAAGCACUAAUCCAAUUAGCAAACCAGCUGCAAGUGGUAAAUCAGCAACAAGCGUUAACACAAGCACUAAACUAAAUAAUAAAUCAGCAACAAGUACUAACACAACCAACCAAUCAUUAACGAAUCUUAACACAAACAGUAAAUCAACAGUUGUCAACUUAAACAAAAAAUCAGUAACAGACGCAAAUAAUAAGUCAAGUAGAAAAUCGAUCCCUGAAUUAACAUUAAAACCAAAACCAAAAACAAUUGACGAAUUGACAGCAGAACUGGACUCAGAAAAAAAAAAGGUUGUUGAAGUUGAAUCCAGAAUGCGCCAGGAAAAAGAUGAACAUACAAGCGAAAUAAAUUUGCUUAAAUCAAAAAUUGAAAAACAAGAUAUAACUUUAUUAGAAUUAAAUAAUAACUUAAGUGAACUUAUAACCGUACACGAUAAACUUCAAGCGGAACAUUCUAAUAACUUGAAGAGUUUUGAAACAAUGUUCGAAAGUGAAAAAUUGUUGCACGCUCAGCUUCAAGAGACCAUUUGUGAGCGGAAUAGAGAAAUAGAAAACUUAACAAAGAAGUAUCAAAAAGAAAUUGGAGAACUAACAGCCGAAUUGAAUUCAAUUAAAUCUGAACUCAUUGAAAACAAAUUAAAAUUAGAUAUUAUCGAAUCAAAGUUAGUUUUUAAGGAAGAGCAAAUACGCGUACUUGAAGAAGAAGUUGAAAAACUUCACAAGGAAGAUAAAGAACCCGAAGAUAUCAUGUGUAAAAGCGAAAUUAUUAUUAACACCGAAGUGACAAACGUAGAAGUGACGGAAAUAGAAUGCAAAAAAAACGCUGAUGAGUCUUUGGAAGAAAAGAGCAAAGAAAAAAUUAACACUAGCGAGUCAUUAGAAGUAGAAAGCCAUUCAUUAAAUAACUUAGAGGAACAUAUAACGCCUGUCAAAGAAAAUUCUAUGGUAAUUAAAAAUUGCGAAAUAGAAACAAACAAUAAUAGUUCGCAAAAUGAAGAUUUUCUUUGGAAAGAGAUCAUGUAUGAAAAUACUAUAUCAAAGCUUAAGAAAGAACUCGUUGAUGUUAGUAUGCGAUUAAAACAUCAGGAAUCAAAGUUGGAAAACGCCCAAGUUCAGCUCGAUUGUCAAAUGCAAAUAACGGAGUUUGUUAGACGUUCAUUAUUAGUAGAACUAGAAAAAAAAACGACUAAUAAAGAAACAACGCAAAUUCUUCUUUAUCUCUCGGAAAAGCUUAACAGACUAAUCCAAGAUAAAAAAAACUCAACAACAUCUGUUGCAGAAACAUAUAUUUCAACACACGACUCAAUCAAUUUACGUUGUUAUGAAUAUUCUUGUGACAAUAAGCAGAGCAGUAUUAACGAACAAGAUAACUUAAAAGACAGUCAAUACUAUAAAAAAAAACAUAUAGAAAAUUUGCAACGUAAAGUAAACUUUAAAAUAAGAAGCUGGAUGCAAAAUAAACUUAGCCAAAGUUUACACUCGGAAAGUUUUUGCCAUGCAGGCGAGAGCGCGCUUUCACCUCCAUUAUCUAAUCAAAUAAGACAGGAGGACUCUAGAUUUUCAAAAGUUUUAGAAACCCGAGAUAGUUUCCAAGAUUCUGGAUAUAUGGAAAACAACGAAACUGUAGAAAACCUUAUUCAGCAAGUUCAGAACCAAACAUUACUGUUAAAAAAUGAAGGGGUUUCAAUACCGAACCAAUGGUUCCAAGAAGUAAGAAAAUGGGAGGAAAAAACGUUGGGAGAAGUUAAUCGCCUAAAAUUUUCAGAGCAGGAAGAACAGAAUAUAAAAAGCGAAAAAAACUUUAAGUCCAUAGUUUAUAGACCUAGUAACGCAGAUGUAUCGUCUAUUAUCAAUAAGGUAAACCAAGAGUUCGCUCGCUCACAAAGAAUGUGGUCAUCCGAUUAAAAAUAUACAUUGUAUAAAAAUUUUUUAUCACAACAAUAAAUAAGUUGUAUAUA
Molecule: messenger RNA, 2922 nt
Organism: Hydra vulgaris (swiftwater hydra)
Lineage: Eukaryota; Metazoa; Cnidaria; Hydrozoa; Anthoathecata; Hydridae
Source: RefSeq, a predicted model, not a curated record